Molecule: messenger RNA, 2847 nt
Organism: Cyphellophora attinorum
Lineage: Eukaryota; Fungi; Ascomycota; Eurotiomycetes; Chaetothyriales; Cyphellophoraceae
Exons: 1
Coding region: 1-2847 (948 amino acids)
Source: RefSeq, a predicted model, not a curated record
AUGUCUUCUUCCCUUCCGACCUCUGCUGCUGGCAACAUGCAGCCUCCUACCACUCCCACCAACCAGGGCAUUCCACCCUUUCCCACCGAUUCCUACUCUCCGCUCGACCCGCAAAUGUCGCCGGGCCUCGUCAGAGUCAUGCCUGUUGCCGCUGACGGUCUCGGUGCGCCUGUGUCUGGCUCGAUCCCCGUUAUCCGAAAGGAUAACAACAAUAUCGGUCGCCCAGCGCCUGCGAGGGACGGACAAGAUCUCAACAUGCCGAAGAAGAAGGCUGCAAAUGACAACUCUGCCGGCAACGUCUUCGAUGACGAUGAUGUCGAAUUCCUCUCUCAACGCUUCAAGACACCCACCAAGGUCAAGCCCAACACCAAAGUCUACGCUGACAUCGCCUUGCCGUCGGUAGAAUCCCACAAGAGCAGUUCCACCGCAGAAACAGCCCACGAGAUGUCGCUGACGAUCAAUCAUCGAGAUCGAAACAAGUCUGCUCCGCCUAGACAGCCAGGAGUGCAAUUCCACCCUGUGGUGCGCAAGAUCGACUUCACGAAUCGCAAUAACGAGGCCGAGAUCCUUCCUCCGCCGGGCACACCACUCUACAAAGAAUUGAUCUCAUUUGUCAUGCGCUGGAGUAUCUGGCUCCCGCAUGUGCGUGACGACCAGAAGCAUGACAAGGUUUUACACCACAUCUGUAAAGUCCUCCAAAAGGCGUGGGACGAUGGCAUCAAGAAAGGUCAUAUUCCUGUGCGGGUCCCCAUUGGGUGCGAAUCUUUCUCUCCUGAAGAGCUCGAGAAGGCCUUCGAGGUCGAGCGUGGUCGCGAAGUCCUCGAAAAGCUCAGCAAGAAGAACGAUCCUGCCAAAGUCGUCGUUCUCGAGAUCAAGCGCUGGCUCCAGGCCGACUAUGACCGCUUCCACAAGCAGAGAGGUCCCAUCCCCACCCCUCCCGACCGCUCGAUCACUGCUGGAGAGCUGUCAGAAGCUGGCGUCAAAUGGAGCGUCGUCCAGGCUCGAGUUGCCCGUGGUGAUUUUGAGCAGGAGGGAGAGCUCAUCGAUCGUGCCACGGGUGGUAAGCCAAUCGUGCCAUCGAAACAUUGGGCAGCGACCAAGCCACAGACGCCCUUCAAUCCGUCAGGUCGAGACCUGAAGAUGUUCUGCCUUUGGGAGGUCGGCCGGUGCGACAUGAUGAUCGAACAACUCGAGGCAUUGGUUGAGAACGUUGAGGACGCCAAACAGGAAGCACGCGCUGUCGCUCAGUCGUCCCUUGAUGCGCAGCAGUUGCUCCGCAGUCAGCUCAUGGCCAUUGCUCUCGAGCUUGAUUCGGAGACCAAGUCGUCCGUCGUGCUUGACGACGACGAGGUCGUAGAAGUCAGCAUACAAGAAAAGAAGCUGGCUGUCCAAGACGCGGACAAGUUACAGAGCCGUCACAGCACUCGAGCCACUUCGUCCUCUUCCAUCCAGAUCAUCCCUAACCAGGCGAAGCAUCGCAAUCAGUCGUCAGCGCCUUCCGAGUCCUACGUCGAGCAAGAGAUCGGCAUUCUGUCCAUCCCAUCCAGCAAGCCGCAGGCACAUUUCGAUCUACGAGACUACCUCCAGAACAACAUCCGUCCAAAGGCCAACGACUUGCUCAAAGCUGAAGGACAACCUCUGUUAGAAGACCACAUCAACAGCUGGGCGCCCAUCAUCAGAUCUCUCAAAUCUGCCGGCAUCGCGGUAGAGAAACGUAAUGAGCUUGCUGUUGAGGUCAAUGCUGUCAUCUUCAAUCUCAACAGAGAGAAGGAAGAUGAUUUCAGCAGUUAUCCGUCUCCGUUGGAAGUAUGGCGCGCGAUCCCGCCGCACGGCUUCGACAGUGACGAGCUCAAAGCCGAGUUUCCGCGUAUCGAACGCUCAGAUCGCGUCUGGAUCAAACUUGUCAAGUCAGUUGCCAACAUUAGCAGCGGUCGCUUCUAUCCAAAGUUGCAGUCAGAGGCCUUCCCAGCUCCUGAGCUGCCGCCGAUUGGAUUUCGCGCUCGCAAAGAGGUCGUGCUCAAGUCUUUCAAGGUCUCCGCCUUCGAUCCCGAAGCGUACUCAUCCCGUACUAUCAACAACACAAAGGGCUUCCGCUGGCGAUACACGAACGAGUCGACCAUUGCUCAGCGUGCCUCCAUGGACGAGGUGGUCGAGCGCUACGUCGAAUACAUCCUCAACGUCGACGAUCACAAGCACGCUCAGAUGUAUGGCAAGAACCACCCACUUCCUCGUCGUGGACGCUACGAACGUCUGGCCCACCCUGCUGAUCGAGAUGGUCCUGCUAUUGUUCAUGGCAUCUGGGACGUUGCGAAAAACAGACUUGUGACCGAUAUAGAGUGGCAAUGGUUUUAUGACGGCGAGGAGCGCGACAUCACCGUCGAUUAUGGCUACAAGUCAAACGAGCCACUGAUCUUUACUAAUGACAUCGCUGCAGCUGAAGCGUGGGCGGCUCAAUUUCGUGCCCAAAAUUGGGCUCGUGAAUUAGCUCAGCUCCAAGACGCUCAGGGUAUUGCUCCUGCCACCAUCGAGGCCCAACCCGCUCCUAUCACUUCAAGCAAGGGCAAGGGCAAAACUAAGGCUACUCCGACACUGCUUACUGAUAGCUCUUCUUCUGCUGGUAAAGCCAAGGCGAAACUUGUCCUGAAGACUCCCAACAACGCAAGCAAGAAGGACAACAAGCCCACCAGUGCUUCUGGCAGCAGUGGCAAGAAGCGUAAGAUCAAGGAAGAACACCAAGACUCGCCGCGCCCCAAACGCCAGACUGCCAGUCGCACUCCGACUGGUCACUACAUCGAGGCUGGAGAGUCUGACGACGACGACAACAUGUCCGACUAUGAAGAUCUCUGA